This is a messenger RNA of Tetrahymena thermophila SB210, 2592 nucleotides long. Its product is annotated as transmembrane protein, putative. The transcript is spliced from 2 exons. The record is from RefSeq and is a predicted model, not a curated record. NCBI's taxonomy places the organism in Eukaryota, Ciliophora, Oligohymenophorea, Hymenostomatida, Tetrahymenidae.
AUGCAAGAUAAAUUAAAAAUAAAAUCUGUUGAAAUUUAUUUCGACCACUUAACCCUAAAUUUAAAAAUAGGUCAUAUCAAAUUUGACAAAGAUAUCGCUCUAUCAAGUUUAUCAGUCACUAAUGUAGAAAAAAUCACUAUUGACAGAUUUGAUUUAAAUAUAAAUCAAAAAUAUCUUGACAUUGAUGACAGUAUUGUAUUCAUAACUGACGCUUUAAGUGUUCAAAUAAAUAAUCUUAAUUUUACAUCGGCUACAUAAGUUAUUUAAAAUAAUAUGUUUACAUUUGAUGAAGUACAAAGCAUAAUAAUAAAAUCAUUCUUGAUUGAAAAUAUUUUACUUGAAUCAAAAUUAAUAACAGUUUCAAGAUCUGAUAGCUUUUAUUUAGAAGGUAUUCGAUUGAAGAAUUGCUUUUUUAAAACAGAUUUAAUUAGUUUUGAAAAAACUAAUAUAGCUACAAUAUCAAAUUCUAGCUUCAUUCUUGAUUCUAACUCUCCGAAUUUCAGUUAUUUCUAACCACUCAGUAAAAAUGAUAAGGAUUAAAAAACUUAAUAAACUGAGUGGUUAAAAGCUUACGAUGAUAUGGAUGGGUCAAGGUCUUUAAUUAUUAUGGGAGAUUUUGAGAGAUAGUAUUUUCAAAUUACUAAUCUAUAAAUUGAAAACUGUUUUGCAGAUUUUGGAGGAUUUGAUUCUAGAUUUCUUUCAGUAACUAAUUCAUUGAAAGAUUUAAAAAUCAAUAAAAGUACUUUUCAGAAUAUGAAAUCCUAUUAAAAUGGAGGUUGCUUGAGGUUUUAUGUUUUAAAUAGUUUAGAAAUUACUUCAUCAAAUUUUACAAAUUGUGUAAGCAAUAAAUUUGGAGGGGCUAUAUUUGUCAAGACUUUUUAAAUUAUAAAUUUUAGUAAUUUGAAUUUACAAAGUAAUUCAGCUCUUUUUGGAGGUGGUAUUUCUAUUGAUUCAUAAGGAAAUGAAAAAAAUUUAGUAAAUAUAAAUUUUAAAAACAAUACAUCAACUUACUUAGAUAACGACUUGUAUGAUUAUACCUCUUGUUUUCAAAUAAAUUAAAUAUUUGAAUACAUUCCUAAUUAUUUUUAAUAAAAUUACCUACUUAGAAGAGUUUCUAUUUCUGAUUCGAAAGCUUAUCUCAUUCCAGGCUCUAUUUAUAUUAUUCUAAUUGAUUUAAAUUUCUUUAAAAAUGAUAAUUCUAAAAUGAAAAAAGUGAACCCAACUACUAUAAAUAACAUUUUCUUUGGAAAUUUGUAUAACUUUUACCAGCCAUAAAAAUAAUUAUAAAAUGUAGGAGAUAUUAGUUAGUAUCUAAAUUAUGAAAUAAACUUGAAAGAAUUCAAAUAAAAUUAAGCAUACCUUUUGUUCUAACCAAAUUCUGGUUUAAAGCAAUUUAAAUUUAAUUUUAUUUAUGGUAUUGAAUCACUGAUUGAUAUAGAAUUAUCAUCUCGCGAUUGUAUUUAAGGUUAGUAAAAAGUUUAAUUUACCACUUUAGACACCUCAAGGUAUAUGUGUAAAUAUUGUGAAGCUAUGUCUGCAAAUUAUAGGAAUGAUUUGUUUGAGUGCUAGCAAUGUGAUAGCUAGAUAUUUUCUUAGUGCUACUUAAACUAUACUUUGCUUAAUCAAGGUUAUUGGAGGGAGUCACUUCAAGUAGAUAAAAGAUUUAUAUAUAAAUGUCAAAGUACAAGCUAAUAAUCUUGUAUAGGUGGAAGUGGGUUUGGAAAUGAGCUCUGCUCAGAAGGACGAAUAGGAAAUGAGUGCUCGGUAUGUGAUGAAACUUCCUCUUAUUGGAAUGCAACUUAUACAUCAAACAGUCUCUACUCUUGCGUUAAAUGUGAUGAUAUUUAAUCAAAUGCAAUUAAAAUUUGGGUAGGAACCACCUUGUUUAUCAUGAUACUUUUUCUUUUGAUUAAUAGCAAUUUUAAAAAGAUAUAAAAUUAAAUUUAUCAACAUUACUUAUUAAGAAUGCAUAUGGCUUUCAUCGGUACUAGCUUUACAAAAUUUGGGCUUGCUUCUGUUUUUAUAAAGAUUCUAUCAUUUAAUGCUUCUCUCUUAGGUUUCGUCUAAAACUAACUUGAAAUAAGCGUCAAAGACACAUUAAUAGAAUAGUCGAUUCAAUAUUCAAGUCCAUUACAAACAAGUUUUGUUUCAAUUAAUUGUGCAGUUUAUGAUAUAUUUCCUAAUUAGUAGUAUUAUGGCAUAGUAAAAUUAAAAUUAUACUUGACACUGCCUUUAUUAGUAAUCCCUUUAGUGCUAUUUUUACCUUUGAUUAGAUUCUUCUGUAAAAAAUCAAGUGCAAGAUAUCUAAAAUAUAAUAUAUCUUUUACUAUAAUUUACACUCUCUUUAUAGUUUUUUACAACCAAAUCCUUAGUGUCUGUCUUGACUCUUUGACUUGCAGAAGCUUUGGAAAUGGAGAAAAAGCUCUAUAAAUUGAUCUAGCAGUUCCUUGCAGCUAACGCCAUCAGUAUUAUAUAUUUUCAUUAGGAGGAUUAGUGUUAUAUUCUAUUUUAGUACCAUCUUACUUAAUUUACAGUCUCAUAUCAAACAGGAAUAAACUGAAUUAUAUUAGCCUUUCUAAAGAACGCAGUUGA